Molecule: messenger RNA, 1587 nt
Organism: Hemisphaericaspora subhashii
Lineage: Eukaryota; Fungi; Ascomycota; Pichiomycetes; Serinales; Debaryomycetaceae
Gene: ERG5
Product: C-22 sterol desaturase
Exons: 1
Coding region: 1-1587 (528 amino acids)
Biological process (GO): sterol metabolic process
Molecular function (GO): oxidoreductase activity, acting on paired donors, with incorporation or reduction of molecular oxygen; heme binding; iron ion binding
Source: RefSeq, a predicted model, not a curated record
AUGAGUGCCAAUGUUUCUUCUCCCCUUGUGGAGAAUUUAAAGCAAAAUGCCAAGGAAUUAUUAGAUGUUGACUUUUUACAAUCAAAAGCUUUAGAAUUAUAUCAAUCAGCUACUUGGUUUCAAAUAAUAAUGUCAUUAAUUAUUAUUACAUUAUCAUAUGAUCAAAUUAAAUAUCAAUUAAAUAAAGGUUCUAUUGCUGGUCCAAGAUUUAAAGUAUGGCCAAUUAUUGGUCCAUUUUUAGAAUCUUUAGAUCCAAAAUUUGAAGAAUAUAAAUCAAAAUGGGAUUCUGGUGAAUUAAGUUGUGUAUCAAUUUUUCAUAAAUUUGUCGUGAUUGCUUCAUCUCGUGAUUUAGCUAGAAAAAUUUUAUCAUCUCCCAAAUAUGUUAAACCUUGUGUUGUUGAUGUUGCCAUUAAGAUUUUAAGACCAACUAAUUGGGUAUUUUUAGAUGGGAAAGCUCAUACUGAUUAUCGUCGUUCUCUUAAUGGAUUAUUUUCUCAAAAAGCUUUAGAAAUUUAUAUUCCUGUUCAAGAAAAGUAUAUGGAUUUAUAUUUAGAACGUUAUGUUAAUUAUAAAGGACCUCGUGAAUUUUUCCCGGAAUUUAGAGAAUUAUUAUGUGCUUUAUCAUUAAGAACUUUUUGUGGUGAUUAUAUUACUGAAGAACAAAUCUCUUUGAUUGCUGAUAAUUAUUAUAGAAUUACUGCUGCUUUAGAAUUAGUUAAUUUCCCAAUUAUUAUUCCUUAUACUAAAACAUGGUAUGGUAAAAAAAUUGCUGAUGAAACCAUGAAAAUUUUUGAAGACUGUGCUGGUAUGGCUAAGGUUCAUAUUAAUGAUCAAAAUGGAUCACCAACUUGUGUUAUGGAUGAAUGGAUUCAUUUAAUGAAAGAUGCAAGAGAAAAACAUUCUAAUGAUCCUGAUUCUAAAUUAUUAAUUAGGGAAUUUUCCAACCGAGAAAUCUCAGAAACAAUUUUCACCUUUUUAUUUGCUUCUCAAGAUGCUUCUUCAUCUUUGGCAUGUUGGUUAUUCCAGAUUGUUGCUGAUAGACCUGAUGUUGUUGCCAAGAUUAGAGAAGAACAAUUGAGAGUUAGAAAUAAUAAUCCUGACCAAAGAUUGAAUUUAGAUUUAAUUAAUGAAAUGGCUUAUACUAAUAAUGUUGUUAAAGAAUCUUUAAGAUAUCGUCCACCAGUUUUAAUGGUUCCAUAUGUUGUUAAACAAAAAUUCCCCGUUACUGAUACUUAUAGUGCUCCUAAGGGGUCAAUGAUUAUCCCCACGUUAUAUCCUGCAUUACAUGAUCCAGAAGUAUAUGAUGAUCCAGAUAGUUUUAUUCCUGAAAGAUGGGAAAAUGCUACUGGUGAUAUGUAUAAACGUAAUUGGUUAGUAUUUGGAACUGGUCCUCAUGUUUGUUUAGGUAAGAAUUAUGUUUUAAUGUUAUUUACCGGAAUGUUGGGUAAAUUUGUUAUGAAUGCUGAUUUAAUUCAUCAUAAAACUGAUUUAUCAGAAGAAAUUAAAGUAUUUGCCACUAUUUUCCCAAAAGAUGAUUUAAUUUUAGAAUGGAAAUCAAGAGAUCCAUUUGCACCAACUGAAGUUUAA